Messenger RNA from Paramecium sonneborni, 231 nucleotides. Lineage: Eukaryota; Ciliophora; Oligohymenophorea; Peniculida; Parameciidae. The record is from the annotation of a GenBank genome assembly.
AUGCUCAAAUUAUUAUUAUCUCUACCUUUUUCUCCUUUAGCUAGUUUAAUUAAUAUCUAAGAGUUUUUCGAAUUGGAGAUUAAAAUGGCAUCAGAUUUUUCAAUGCCUAUAAUCCCAAACCACUACUCCAUUACAUGUUAAAGCCAAAAUUUGCAACAUCCCUACCAUAUUAAAAACAAGGUUGUUAUGUGGUUAUAAAUUAUGGCAAACCCAACCAUUUACAAGUUUUGA